Molecule: messenger RNA, 2151 nt
Organism: Salvia hispanica
Lineage: Eukaryota; Viridiplantae; Streptophyta; Magnoliopsida; Lamiales; Lamiaceae
Product: TOM1-like protein 6
Biological process (GO): protein transport to vacuole involved in ubiquitin-dependent protein catabolic process via the multivesicular body sorting pathway
Molecular function (GO): ubiquitin binding; phosphatidylinositol binding
Source: RefSeq, a predicted model, not a curated record
UAAUUAUAAAUAAAAAAAAAAAGGAAGCAAAGGAAAAAGCGAAAAUUCCUUCACGAAUUUGCAGAAGCACAAUAGUCAAACUCACCCACAAACGUUUCUGGGUUUUCUUUCUGAUUAUUCUUCUCAAAAUCAACCCAAUAUUGAGGCGAUAAACGAUGAUGCCAUCAAUUACUUCGUCUUCUUCGGCUACUGUGAGAGUCGACAAAGCUACCAGCGAAUUCUUGAUCGGUCCCGAUUGGACUCUCAAUAUGGAAAUUUGUGAUAUUGUUAAUUCCAAUCAGAUGCUUGCUAAAGAUGUUGUGAAAGCUGUGAAGAAACGGUUGCAGCACAAGAACCCGAAAGUUCAAUUGCUGGCUUUAACGCUUCUGGAGACGAUUGUCAAGAACUGUGGAGAUUAUGUGCAUUUUCAGAUUGCAGAAAAGAAUAUACUUCCGGAGAUGGUCAAGAUUGUAAAGAAAAAGACUGAUAUGCACGUAAGAGAUAAAGUUCUAACCCUGAUUGCCUCAUGGAACGAGGCAUUUAGUGGGUCGGGAGGAAGAUAUCCUCAGUACUCUAUGGCUUACGAAGAUCUGAGGCGGUUUGGUGUACACUUUCCCCGUCGCCCACCAGAUGCUGCUCCAAUACAUACUCCACCUGCUACACAUGCAGUGUUGACUCCUCCACCAGGUUAUGGAAUGCCAAGUAGCUCUUCUACGAGGCUUGAUGAAGCAAUGGCAGCUGAAGAUACUUUAAGUUUGUCAGGCCUGAACUCCAUGCGCGAUGUUCUUGAGCUCUUGACGGAUAUGUUGCAAGCCGUUGAUCCAAGUGAUCACUCGGCUGUUAAUGAUGAAAUCAUAGUUGAUCUUGUUGAGCAAUGUCGCGUUAAUCAGAGAAAGCUGAUGCAGUUGUUGGGGACAACCGGAGACGAAGAGAUUCUCGUAAAGGGUCUUGAACUAAACGACAGCUUGCAGAGUGUGCUUGCGAAACACGAUGCAAUAGCAUCGGGUUCCCCUCUUGCACCCCAACCCACCCCCCCCGCACGCGCUACUUCUGAGAACAAUGAAUCCAACCUCAGAUCAUCUGAAGUCAGCACACAACCGGCAACAGCUAACGAAGCACCGCCUGCACCCGCCUCUACUGCGAUUGAUGAAGAGGACGAUGAAGAAGACGACUUUGCACAGCUCGCUCGAAGACAUUCAAAAGCUCGGAGCGAUGUUUCUCAAAACUCCAAUACAGCUAAAAGUGACAUGUUAUCACAAGAAGCUCCCUCGAGCCCUGCUAUGAGCAAUGCACUAGUUCCCAUUGACACGCCUGCAUCAGUGGAUACAAAAGAUCAGAACAUUGCAGAGCUCCUGAGCAUCGUCUUGUCGACAGGUAGCAGCUCGAACGAGCAGACCACUUCUCCAAACCACAUGCCUUCUUCGACCACCCCAGGUACUGUAUUUUCCUCCGAGGCUUAUCCUGCUAGCAACGGCUUCGCCUUGAACAACAACUACAUCGCCCCAUGGGCUCAACCUCAGCCACAGCAGCUGCCACAACAACCACAGCUUCAGCCUUACCAACAACCUUCAUACAACUCACAGUCACCUGCGUAUCUUCAGCCUCAGCCUCAGCCUCAGCCGCAAUAUCAACAGCAAUAUCAACCACAACCACAGCCUCAGCCUCAGCCUCAAAAUUCGCAAUAUGCAUACCCUCCUCCACCGUGGGCUUCUACUCCGGGUUACUACAGCAGUCAUACCCCUAUGUCAAGGCCCGCGUACACGUACUCGACUCCGACCCCUGCCUCAUCUUCCAACAAUGGAGAGGUGCAGGCAGCCAACUCUAUUCCGAGGACAGGGGCAGGGGCUGGGCAGAAGCCGUUCAUCCCUUCGUACAGAUUGUUUGAAGAUCUUGAUGUGUUCAGCAGUGGGGACGGGAGAUUCAGACCGACUAGUAACGCAACGCCGAGCUUGUCGGGGCCCACAAGCCAAAAUAUGGUUGGAGGGAGGAAGUGACCGUUAUAUUUUGGCACCUCAAGCAUGUUGGAUUUAUUUAAUUUUUGGUAUAUUUGGGAACAGUGGUGUAAGUAUUAGGGUCGUUUGAAUAACGGUUAUUGAACUAGUGUUCGAGUUGGGCGCGCCUAAAAUAAGUUGUUCUCCCAGAAAAUAAAGGGUGUUUUCUUUUUUUUUUUUA